GGUGACGCUACAUAACUAUCACUCUGUAACAUACAAUGGAGCAGAAAGUUAAUCCGAUGUCUGGCUGUUCAUUGCAGUUUAUGAUGUCUCUGAUAUUCUGCAGUUAGUUAAUAACAAACUGAGUUUAUGGAGAGGAGAUCUGCUCUUGGGUCGCUCUUUACCCCUCUCUGCUCCAUUUCCUCUUCCUCCUCCAUGUGCCAGCAAGAUAUCUCCAUCAUCAUAAGAUGGCUUCCUCUAGAAAUCUGAGCCGGUUUUGGGAAUGGGGAAGAAAAAUUAUCUGCGUUGGAAGGAAUUACGCUGAACAUGCCAAGGAGCUGAAAAACGAGGUGCCCACAGAGCCAGUUUUAUUUCUUAAAACUCCCUCAGCCUACGUGAGGGAAGGUGCGCCCGUCCUCCUGCCUUUCUACACCAAUAACCUGCACCAUGAAGUGGAGCUCGGCGUGGUCAUUGGCAAAGGAGGUUCAAACAUCGCUCAGUCAAAUGCUAUGGACCAUGUAGAGGGCUAUGCUCUGUGCCUGGACAUGACCGCCAGGGACAUUCAGGACCAGUGUAAGAAGAAAGGCCUUCCGUGGACUUUGGCCAAAGCCUUCGAUACGUCUUGCCCUGUUAGCGAUUUCAUCCCCAAAGAAACGAUACAAGACCCCCACAAUCUGAAGAUCUGGUUGAAGGUGAAUGAUAACCUCAGACAGGAAGGACAUACCUCUUCAAUGAUCUUCUCCGUCCCGUUCCUCAUCAGUUACAUCAGCAGGAUCAUCACCUUGGAGGAAGGAGAUCUGAUACUGACGGGGACACCGAAGGGAGUCGCGGCCGUUGGGGAAAAUGAUGAGAUGGUGGCCGGCAUAGAUAAUAUCAUUACCAUGAAGUUUCAGAUUAAAAAACAACUACAGUGAGGAGAACUUA
Molecule: messenger RNA, 900 nt
Organism: Rana temporaria (common frog)
Lineage: Eukaryota; Metazoa; Chordata; Amphibia; Anura; Ranidae
Gene: FAHD1
Product: fumarylacetoacetate hydrolase domain containing 1
Exons: 2
Coding region: 225-890 (221 amino acids)
Cellular component (GO): mitochondrion
Molecular function (GO): acetylpyruvate hydrolase activity
Source: RefSeq, a predicted model, not a curated record